AUGACGGGGAAACGACCACAUGAGUCGCCGGACGAAGAUGAUGGGGCCAAGCGCCAGCGUGCAGCGGAUGGGUCGCCGAUGCCCGUGUCCGAUUUGGAGAGCAAGAAAGCAGCCACGGCCGCGAAGAUUGCAGCGCUGAAGGCGAAAAUGGCCGUGAAGAAGCCUGGAAAUGCCCCACCGCUUGCCGCUCCUGCAGCUCCGAUGGAUGAUGUGGCUGCUAAGAAGGCGGAGACGCAACGGAAGAUCGACGAGUUCAAGGCGAAGAUGGCAGCGAAACAGCAGGCCGCACCACCUCCGCCGCGAGAACCGUCGGAGCAGGAGCGCUGGCGGGCGGAGGCCGUGGCCAAGGCAGCGGAACUGGCCAAAAGUCGGAAUACCACCACCACGCCCACUCCCGCUCCCGUAGCACCUGCGCCGCCGCCUCGACAGGAUGGGCGUGGUGCUCGUGGUGGGUUGGGCAUCGGCCUCCAUCCAUCGCUCGUCGGGAGCGAUCCUACAGGAAGCCGUGGUGCACAACAGCAAGGUCCGAAGUUCAGCACGACCAAAGGCAACCAACRGCCCGACAAACCGCGAAUCAACCCAUACACCGUGUGGGAGGAUGAUCCAACGACGGCGCCCGAUGCCUCUGCCAAUCCGACUCAUCAGCCCACCGGUCGCAAGUAUGAGCAGCGCAAAAGCAAGCCGCUGGUGUUCAGUGAGAAGGGCAAGUACAUCAAGCAGGCCGCUGCCUUGCGUACGCAAGCCGCUUUGGAGGAGAUGAAGCGCCGCAUGGCUGCUGAAUCACGCAGCAAAGAAAUAGAGGAAGCCAGUGACAAGGCGUUCCUCGUCCCUGCCCCUCCUGAUAUUGAAUGGUGGGACGAGGGMUUACUCGCGCAGCCCUCGUAUGAGAACUGGGAUGCACCUGACCGCAACAAAAUCACAUCGGAAGACAGCAUCAUCACCGUCCUGAUUCAGCAUCCUGUCAUGCUCGCCCCGCCUCAGGAAAAGUUUAUGCCUGAGCCGAAGCCACUUAUGCUGACUGUCAAGGAGCAGAAGAAGCUCCGUCGGCAACGCCGCAUGGCAGAGAUGAAGGAGGAACAGGCCAAGAUUCGUCUCGGACUCGUCGAGCCUCCGCCCCCCAAGGUCAAGAAAAGCAACAUGAUGCGAGUUUUGGGUGAACAAGCCGUGAAAGAUCCCACAGCCGUUGAAGCGCGUGUAAACCGAGAAAUUGCACAACGCGCGCAUGAUCACGAGCAGGCGAACGCRGAACGCGCACUUACGCACGAAGAAAAACUUGCGAAGCUCGCGAGGCAACAGGCGGGAGACGAGGCAWAGGGCAUCAAGAUUGUGGUCUUCCGCGUCGAUGAUCUCAGCUCCGGGAAGCACAGAUACCAAGUCGAUGUCAACGCAAAGCAGUCACUCUUGACCGGGAUUGUGAUCCUGAAUCCCGACAUGAAUCUGAUCAUCGUUGAAGGUGGCGCGCAUUCCAUCAAGGCGUAUAAGAAGUUGAUGCUAAACAGGGUGAAGUGGACGGAGAACACGCCUCCUGUGGAUAAUUCUGGUGGAGGCACGACCUUUGUGGGAACUACCGAUGGAAGUAAUGCCAAUGCUACGUUGGGGACGCGGGGAAGUGGAAGCAAAGCAGCGGAAUGGUGUCACCCGCUGGAUCAGAGAGGCGAACUGAAAGACCUCAGUGAGAAUCGGUGCGUGCUCGUCUGGGAGGGUGAGGCAGGGCAAAGAGCUUUCAAGAGGUGGGGAAGUCGGGCUUGCGAGACUGAUGGAGAGGCGAAGGAUGUGCUAUCACGGACAAAGAUGGAGAACAUGUGGACCUUGGCGAGGAGCAAGUGA
Molecule: messenger RNA, 1827 nt
Organism: Ramularia collo-cygni
Lineage: Eukaryota; Fungi; Ascomycota; Dothideomycetes; Mycosphaerellales; Mycosphaerellaceae
Product: related to U4/U6 small nuclear ribonucleoprotein
Exons: 1
Coding region: 1-1827 (608 amino acids)
Biological process (GO): mRNA splicing, via spliceosome
Cellular component (GO): U4/U6 x U5 tri-snRNP complex
Source: RefSeq, a predicted model, not a curated record